This is a messenger RNA of Arctia plantaginis, 867 nucleotides long. The record is from the annotation of a GenBank genome assembly. NCBI's taxonomy places the organism in Eukaryota, Metazoa, Arthropoda, Insecta, Lepidoptera, Erebidae.
AUGAACCCCUGCACCCCCUCCCGCUCCCUCCCAAAGCCUGCCCUCGAAGAGAGCAAAUGGCCCGGAUACCGUUGUAAGAUCGGUGGCAGGAGACAGUCACCAAUAGACAUUAAAACAAAGAAUGUUAUAGAGGACUUUAAUAAACUAUACAUCAAGAAUGGACCUCUUGUUUUCAAGGGAUACGAUGGAGUUCUCGUCACAGGAAUCAAUAACGGUCACACAAUACAAUUCAGCACAGAAGGUGAAGAAGCUAUGCACCCACAACUGAGAGGAGGCCCAUUGGAUUCUACCUACAGAUUAGAACAACUUCACUUCCACUGGAUGUCUGAACACGCCAUCAAUGGAGUCAAGUAUCCCAUGGAGAUUCACUUCGUGCACGUACGCUCUGAUCUGACUGUAUUCGACGCUCUCUCCAGAAAAGACGGGCUCGCCAUCGUCGCUGUAUUUUGUAAGGUAGAAUCAGAUUUAGACGAUCCUCCAGAACAGACAAAACAAUUGAUGGAAUAUAUUCCGAGGCUCAAGAAUACUGGUGACAGGAUCAGCGGAGUAUUCUUGGAUAUGAGGAAAUGGCUAAGUCCAGACAGAGUGUCGUAUUACACAUACUCUGGAUCGUUGACCUCACCGAAAUGCAACGAAGCAGUCACCUGGAUUAUCUUUACAGCACCACUGUCUAUAUCUGAGACACAGUACCAGUCAAUCAGCAAUGCCGGCUACGGUGGUCGCAACUCUAGAACUCUGCAGAAUCUGAGUCGACAUGUGGUGUACUGCCCGCCGAAGACUAAGAUACGUAUACCACAGUUUAUUACCUUUUUUGAAGACUUCUUUAAGACUGUCAAAAUAUUGUUCAAGAAUAUCACGACGAGGUAA